UUCUGUCUGUCAGUCAGUCUAAAACAAAUGUCAAAUUUGUUAAAAUGUUUACUUUUUUUUACAGUGAUCUCUAAGCUACCUAAAUGUCUCACACUGAGACACAAUUGCGGCCCCAGCCACGACUUGAUAUCAAAUGGCUCAAAACCAACAUAGAAUCAUUAUUCAUUGGUCAGGAUAAUUUGAUCAAUUCUUGGAAUAGUCUCAUAACUGAUGGAGAAUUGACUGGAAACUUUUCUGUCGGACGUUUGAAUAGUGCUGGAGUAACUGCAAAGCAAGGAGAACUUGGCAAAUACUACUGUGGCCAGAGGGUUUUAACCUGUACUUGUUGCGAUGGAAUUUGCGGUCCACACAGUGGUUGUAAUUGUCAACCCUGCCAAAAACUUGAUGCUGAAGAAUCCAUUCAAAAUGUACCUAAUAAGGAAAAAUUACCAUCUAUAGACUCAUUUCUGGACAGAUGGGCUUGGGGACCACAGCCAGGCCCAGAACAACUUUCACAAAGUAUACUUAGCUUGAACCAAGAACAAAAAUGUAUUUGCUUUGAAGCAGCAAAGUCUACAUUAUCUGCAACAAGAUUAUAUCAUCGCUUAUUAAUAUUGAAACGUUAUUUCAUUGCUUUGAACAGAAUACCUCAGCCGAUUGAAUUUCUUCAAGGAAUUUCACCAAGAAAAAUCAGUUUAGCAUUGAAUGAAGUGAAAUCUGUCAUCAAACCAAAAUGCAAAAUUGUUAACUUAGAUCCUGCUGCCAGUCUUGCUAGAGUAGGCUCUAGAGCUGCUCUUAAUUUUUCGUUUGCCUUCCUAAGAAGAGCUUGGAGGUUAAAUGAAGACAUAGAUUUAUGCAGCGAACUUUUAAAUGAGGCCCUGGAUUCUCUUAGAAUGCUACCGCCAGCAACACUUUUUGAAGAAGGCAAUGUUUCACCGGUGUGGUUAGAAGUAGUAGAAAAGUCGUCAGUGUUCUUGAGGCAGGUUGUCACUGGGGAAGUAACCAGUGAUAGAUCAUAUGCUAAUGUUCCUAUAGAAGAUCAACAUACUUCUUUGAAUUUGCUUAUGGAAUUUGCCCUUCAAAAGGGAACUCUUAGCGGCAUUUUAGAAGUUGUUAUUCUACUUCUCACCUUAUGGAAAAAGAAAUCUCAAUUGAAUGAUAAUAGGUCAACUGAAGAUGUAGUUGGUGCACCGCUUCUGCCUUUCAUUUUGAGAUUUUUCAAAAUAAAGCCCCUAUAUCCAGCUUUUUCCAAUAAAGAUGAAAAUGAGGAAAAAUCAUCAAUUACACAAAUAUUCCUAGAUUUAUUGGACUUGCCUGACGAUGAACUUUGUGAAAUAGAUCUGAGACAGGCUGCUGUUGCUAUAAUGUGUCAUCUUGAUAUAUUGGCUACGCCACAUAUUCCUCCACUAUCUUUCAAUAAGAUUUUUUUCCAACAGACCUCCUCUUAUUUCAACGGUCAAAGAGUCUGGGGUUGGGGAUGGUUGCCAUGGACUGUAGGUACAAGCCCUCAAAAUUGCGAAUCAUUUGCUGAAUUGAAAAUCAAACAAUUAUGCUGCACAGAGAGAGGAGUUUUAAUUCUGUCCUGUUCCAGAAAGGUUUAUUAUAUGUACUACACAUCAGAGACUCAGUGUCCUCAAAUUUUAGAAGCUUUAAAAGAAAAAGAAAUAAUUAAAAUAGCUACCCAUACGGAAGGAAAACAUUUUAUGGUUCUUACAAAUAAUUUUGAAGUUUACUCUUGGGGAAACGGAGAUGGUGGAAGAUUAGGUCAUGGUGAUACGUCUUUCAAAGAGGAACCAACUUUGAUAGAAGGACUCAUUGAAAAAGAUAUCGUAGAUAUUGAAUGUGGGGCUUCGUAUAGUGCUGCUAUUUCUGCAAAUGGAUCCCUGUACACUUGGGGGAAAGGUUAUUAUGGACGAUUAGGUCAUGGUACUUGUGAGGAUUGUUUAACCCCAACUUUGGUUGCUGGUCUCUCAGGACAACACAUAGUCAAAGUUGCAUGUGGCUCAGGAGAUGCCCAUACAUUAUGUGUUACAAAUCAAGGGAGAGUGUAUAGUUGGGGAGACGGUGACUAUGGAAAGUUGGGCAGAGGUGGUUCAGAAGGCUCAAAAGUUCCAAGGUUGAUAGAGAAACUUCAGAAUUUUCAAAUAGCUGAUGUCUACUGUGGAUCACAUUUCAGCGUUGCUUUAUCAAGAGAGGGAAAGCUUUUUACUUGGGGAAAGUACCUACCAGUAGACACUGGUAGUAUAAAGGCACUCAAAGGCCAAAAUAUUAUAGGUAUUGCAUGUGGUUCUACUCAAAGCUUCGCUUGGACUAAUGUGAAUUCAUUUCAAACUAAGACUUCUCUACCAUAUAUUAUCGAUCUCAAUGAACAAACCUUCAAGUUAAUUGGCCAAUUACUUUCACUGAUUCUAUCAAAUAAUAAUCCUACACAAGAUAAAGAAUGUUUAACAAUAUCUACGUUGAAGCUGUUACAGCUACAACUGCAUAGUAUUAUUGGCAAUAACCUAGAUCCAAAAUGCGUAGGUUUGUGCCCGGACGGUAAUAUGGUAUCAAGUCUGAAAUCGUAUGUAGUAUAUUUAGCCAGUGGUGCGAAAAUUUUACCAACUGUUCAAUCUUCUGCUCAGGCCACUUUGCAAACUGGAUGGUCUGUUUUACUUCCAACAGCCAAUGGCAGGGCAAGAAUGUUAUCAUCUCUCUUAUUGAAUACAGAUUUCGAAAACAAAAUGUGCAAAUCUGGUCACAGAUUUAUGAUUGAUUUGUUAGUGUGGAGUUUGAUGGCAGACGGAGGGCUUGAAACUGCAGUGGAUGAUGCUCUAGGAGUAGAUAUUUCAAAGCUCGUCAAUGUUAAUGACAAUGUUGAACAAUCUUCAACACACAUAACUAUCCCACUAUUGUAUCUCGUGAGACAAUUAGUCAGGAAUAGUAGUAACGUUACUCAAACAAGGUUGAAAGAAUUGAGUGCCACAGGAAAAUUCUCAUCUCAGAAAAAUCCACCUUCUCCUAGUAUAAGACUGUUACAACGGUUUCAGAGGCUUUUAAUUUCAAAAAUUUAUUCAAAGUCACAAGAUUGUCAAGACGCUGCAGAAACGCUUCUGAUAAAGUAUUUAGAUUGUUUCAGUUGUCAUGUAUCUGCAACCCUGAAUAUGACUUAUGAUAUCAUUUUGAUGAAUUCCAAAAAUGGUUUGAGUGCCUUGCAGAUUUUGAAGGAAGAUAUUAUCGGGAUACUACUACCCGAGCUAAUUACGAGCCUCAUCCUCCUUGAACAAGAAGUUAGUAUGUUUCUCACUUCACUAAACUGGCUAAACGUAUUCAUUGAAGUACUGAAAUCUCUUGACAAACUCUGCCGGCUGAUGCCUGACAUACAAUUGCAUGAUCUGGAUGAUAUUGCUUGGCCAGGCAUUACCCAAACUAGACCAAACAAUAUGUCACAUAAAUUAAAUGAAGAAUUACCAUUGAUUAGACAAGCUGAUCUUGAAAAUCAUAAUCUAGAUGGAGGUCGCUGGAUAGUCAUCAACAAUAAAGUAUAUGAUAUUCAAGAUUUUAGGUGCGACAACCCAUCAGUGACAGAACUUCUACAGAAACACCCAGGCAAGGAUGUCACUCAUAUUUUAAAUAGUUGUCCUCAGAAUGCACAGUUAUUAUCUUUGAUGGAUAAUUAUGUAGUUGGUAAUUAUUGUCUUCCUGAAUUAGAGUUACAUCAAAAUAAUGUAGAUUCUCUCCACGUUUGGUUUAUGUUGAUGGACGUUGAAAGGAAUCUAGGGUAUUUGCUAGGUUUGCAUGCAUACAAUUUGAGACAGAGCUUGUCGUUGACACAAGAAGAAAAAUCAUCUAGUCAUUGGCUAAAAUCUCCAUUUCUGAGUGGUGGUUUACAGAUUGAUCAACCGCCAAAUCCUUACGAGGAAGAGAAAGGCGAAUCUCGUAGCACCAAUUCAACAGCAGAGAAUACUCCAACUGAACCAAAAGUUAAUACAAGUCAAAAAUCAUUGAAAAAUGUUCAACCGCCAGAAAGGGUAAAAGCCUUUAUUAAUGCGUUAGCUGAAAGCAGAUUGUCGGACCCAUAUGUAAUAGCGUUUUUGGCAGUAGUAGAACAGCAUUCAAAGGCAAAUAAUUUCUUAACUAGGGUGGACUUUUCAUUUGAGCAUCCUAUAGAGGAGAUCGGUAGGGUACUUUAUGCAGUUUUAUUGAAACAUUUAGGACUUGGUUAUGUUUUGCUACCUAUUUUAGAAGCAUAUGCAGUUCAGCCUAAUGUUAAAAUUCCUAAAUUAGUGGGUGAAGUUAUCAAAUGUGUACAUCAAACUAAAUGGAAUUUGAUCAAAACUCGCCAAGAUGCCAACAAAGGAUAUAAAGAAAUCUGUAUACCUCUUCUCGAAAAAUGUCGCUUUCUGCUUUAUGAAGUCAAGGCUGCUGUAAGUCUUGAAAUGGAGGCUUUCAAAAAGGUGAAUGUUUUAUACAAAGAACCAAGAGUUAGAACUUUGGUGAGAAAAGUAAUAAAGGAUCUGAAAUGUGGUCGACACACUUCAGAAAUACAGAAACCAGAGGAUAUAGUGAAUGCCACAAUUCAGUCACAAAGUAUUGAACGUCACAAAUCCAGUGAAGACGUUAGCAAGACAUCAAUAAAAAAAACAAAUUCCGAUGGAAAGAUAUCCGAGUCGAAAAGUGACACUGAUGAUGUGAACAAUGAGAUAAAGAAUGGCACCCACAAGGUAUCUGCUGAAAGUAGAGUCAUCACAGAUUCUUAUCAUUCAAAUACUUCCAAACCUGACCAAAAACAUGCCAAAAAUUGUACUGAAAAUAAGACUGAACUAGAUGAGAAAUGGACUGUAGAAAAAACUGAAAAUGCAUCGAGAUUAGAAAUCAACCAAGAUCGAGAAAAAAAGCUCGAAAAUCAAAUUAUACUAACUAGUAUAGUGUCAAAGCUAAAUGAGAAACAGAUGAAGAAAGUUUGUAGCGAGAAUCUUAAUAUAAUGAAUAUGGUAUUGGAGUUUAUUCUUCAAUCAGAAUAUGAUGUGGAACUACUCAGGAAAGUUAUGUAUAAUCAGGUUAAAAGGUGCAAGAUUCGCAAAGAUGGUUUACAAAUGAUAUCAUACCUUCUGAACGAAACUGGUUUUUUGAAUUCAGUAAGAUACUCAAUAAUGAAUGGUUAUCUAGGUUUGGAUAAACAGGAAAACAUGCACCAUUGUCUUGAUAAUAUAGAUUUAGUUACCCCAUAUUUAAAAACUGAAGUUAUGCUUUUGCAGUUGAAAGUAACUGAAUGGUGCAUUGAAACCUUAAGGAGUUAUAUACUGCGAGAUAUUCCCAAUAAACCCGGAAAAACGAAAGGAACCAGUGCUAAAGUUCAUCUUAAUUUAGGUACUUAUACCUUGCUAAGAGAUGUUCCCAGAGCAAGAAUGCUGUUAGCUAUAUUGGGAAUACUUUCUUCAAAUCGUUAUAAUGCUCCAGAAUUAAACCCACUUGUUAAUAGCGGUGUCAUAAGUUCUGUUUUGGGACUCUUAAAACAAGCCGGUUGUGACCAAAGUAUUGUGAGGAAAGUUUCAGAAUUUUAUGUAUUGUAUGCUGACAUGAUCGAGAAUAGCAAGCCUAAAACUAGUUGCUUGUCAGGACCAGAGCUAGCCGGUUUGAUGAAAUUAGGAACAAGAGUUAUAAGAGGAGCUGAUUGGAAGUGGGGAGAUCAGGAUGGUAACCCACCUGGAGAGGGUAGAGUGAUUGGAGAAUUAGGUGAUGAUGGUUGGGUAAGAGUGGAAUGGGGCAAUGGUACCACAAACAGUUACAGAAUGGGCAUUGAAGGAAGAUAUGACCUCAACUUGGCCUCACCUCCUUCUCCAGUGACAUCUGAAACUGAAACUGAGGAAUCUAGUGAUCAUGGGUCUCAACUAAUCAGGGAUAAUCAGCUUAUUAAGCUACUUCGAGAUUUAAGCAUAAACUUUCUCAGAAAUGUCGCCAUUAGUGCAGGAUUUUCAAAAAAUAAUCUGCACCCAAAUACAGUUCAUGGCCUAAGUAGUUUGUUCUGCAAUACAUUGAACUCCAAUUAUUCAGAAUGGAUGAAUUUAACAUUGGUUAGGAGUAUUUGUCAAACCCAGCAACUUUGCAGAGCAUUUAGUACUAAACCUUGGAUAAAAAUCCUAUUACGCUUUUUAGCACCUUCCAAUAAUGUGAACGGUAAUGAGCUGAACUUGCCGAAACAGGUUCUAACUAUACGCUUAAUGCAAACAGUCUUACAGUCUUGGGAUAUGGAUAAUCCUGAAAUUCCUCAACUGCUCGAAAAUUUACUAAACAUACUGGGUAAAAUAGUUUUAACAUGUUCAUAUGAUACUGGUAAUAAGCCACUCCCCACUAGUAAGUAAUUGGUGCUGUUAACUCAGUCUCAUAGCAGUACAGUUGCCCAAGAGAUAAUAAAUCUACUCAGGACUCUCCACGGAUUAUUAGGCUGGAAUCAAAUUCUUAAUGCUAUUUUAAUACAGAAAUUCAAUUUAGCAGCAUACUUUCUAAGUGAUACUUGUUUAACAACUAUGAUGAAUGACGGACCUAUAUCUGAUCAGCAACAUUAUAUGGUAGUUGCUUGUUUAAAUGUUAUAGGCGCAUGGGAUAUCCGACCUAGGAUUGGAGCAGUUGUUGAAAUUGACAGCUGUCAGGGUACUGUCAUCAGAGUAACUCCAAAAGGAAAACUUUGUGUGCAAAUGCAUGAAACGGGAGAGAUAAAGAAAGUACCAAUCAAUAAUUUGAAGCUUCUGGAGUCAACAAAUUUUGAUUUUGAUAAAAUGUUACUUGGAGAUAGUUUCAUAAAAACAUGGGCAAAUUUAUUGUUACUUAGGCAUUCACUGAAUAAUCAUGAUCGCAAAACAUAUCAUGGUCAGGUGAACUUAGCGUAUCUUCGAACUCAGCAAAAUAUUCUCUAUGCCCUAAAUGCCACAAGAAUUUUACAUACAAGUCAAUAUAAAUUACGAAAAGUUCUUAAAUAUCCAGUCAAUGGCAUGGACCAGUCCCAAGAACAACAAUCAAUAGAAGAAGAACUUAAUCAACAACCGAUUCUCUUGAUACAGAAGCUGUUGUCAAAAGCAACUCAACCAAGUCCCUUGAAACCUGGUUUCAAAUUACAAGAAAUGCAAUUAGCAUCAUUGAAUUUGAGUCAGUAUUUAGCGGCAGAUGGCAAUUUUGAACCGACUAUUUGUAUAAACAAUGAUAAACCUACGCCAAAGAAUGGAACCCGGUGUAAUAGUGAGCUAGCUACUCCAAAUAGCGAAAGUUCAGUAAACAGUGUUGUUAGUGAGAAAACUAAUAAAAGAAGAGAAUUGGAAGAUGAAACACCUGUGCACCUAAUGGUUUCUCAAAUUGUAGAGAUGGGAUUUACUAAGAAAGCUGUUGAGAGUGCCAUUAAAUCGCUCGCAAUUGGGCCCGAUAAUCUAAUGACCCCGGAGUCUAUAGUCAGUUGGUUAUUGGACCACCCUGAGGUAGCUGCAGAAGAUAGUGAUUCUAUGAGCUCUGUCUACGAUUCAGAAACUGAGUCAGUUUCGUAUGACAAUGCCUUAGGAGCCCAGGCUCAUGCUCAAUAUGGAGGAGAAAAUAAUUCCAAACAACAAUCAUAUUGUAGACGUUCUCAGUUUCUUUCUAAUGAUGAAUAUGCAAUGUAUAUUCGUGAUAACGUGGAAGUUGGAAUGCUAGUCAGAUGUUGCAAAAGUUAUGAGGAAGUACAAUUAGGUGAUAUAGGAAAAGUUGUAAAAAUUGACCGAGAAGGUUUACAUGAUCUGAAUUUGCAAGUAAAUUGGCAACACAAAGUAAGCACAUACUGGGUUCGCUUUAUUCACAUAGAAUUACUUGGAUUUCCUCCUUCAUUACCUGCACCAUCUUCUAUUAAAGUUGGAGAUAAGGUUAGGGUGAAGUCCAGUGUUACAGCACCAAGAUACAAAUGGGGAUAUGUAACUCAUGAUACAGUGGGAGUUGUUACAGAGUCUCCUGAAUUAUAUGCUGGUAGAGCUGGCCGAUAUUAUAGACAUGAUACUGUUGAUACAAAUGGAGAGAUGAUACUCGAAUGGGGAAGGAUAGUGAAAAAUGUGACGGUAUCUUCAAAAUAUGCAGUACGAUUUGAAAUACCUGGUUCCGUGUGGCAAAGUUGUGGUACACAAGGAAAGCACUGGAUUAGAUUGGAAAUAUUUCCUGACAUCUUGAUAAAAUCUUUAAAGGUUGGAGUUGAUCCUUCAGAUAAUAGUUACAUGCCUUCAGUAAUUGUAGUGAAUGGAGGCCAUUCAACGAAUUCGAUGUCAGAAUUAAAUACAGUUAAUGUUAAAAGCCAUGACACGUCAGUUGUGCUACUAUCAAAUGCUGAUAAGUAUUAUCCCAUAAUUGAAAUAAACAUCAUCAAAUGUCGCAAUAAUGGAAUUGAUUGUAAGGUACAUGGAAUAACUGUUGUUGGGGUAAAAAAACAAUCAUUUUGUGAGUUGAAGACAUCUGUAUCUUUUCUGGCUAAUGACUGGGAUUUGAGUCAAGAUGCCACUGUUGGACCAACAUUGUCCACAAUAGGUCAAGACUCAAAUAGCGAUUUCGCCAUUUCUAACUCAAACGGAUGCAAGGUGUAUGUUUGGGGUUUGAAUGACAAAGAUCAACUUGGGGGAAUGAAAGGCUCUAAAGUAAAACUACCAGUUCUUUCAGAUUUCCUUAGCAUGUUGAGGCCUAUACACAUUGCUGGAGGUUCAAAAUCUUUAUUUAUAGUGUCUCAAGAAGGAAAGCUUUAUGCUUGUGGUGAGGGAACUAAUGGUCGUCUAGGACUAGGACAUAAUAAUAAUAUUCCGAGUCCAAGACCAAUACCAUUUUUGAGUCAGUAUGUCAUCAAAAAGGUUGCUGUUCAUUCCGGAGGAAAACACGCUAUGGCCCUUACUUUAGAUGGAAAAGUAUUUUCUUGGGGAGAAGGUGAAGACGGUAAAUUAGGUCACGGAAAUAGACUCAAUUUAGACAAACCUCGUAUGAUUGAGAUUUUGCGAAGCAAAAAAAUUAGAGAUAUAGCCUGCGGGAGUUCUCAUUCUGCUGCAAUAACAAGUAGCGGAGAAUUAUUCACUUGGGGUUUGGGUGAAUAUGGACGAUUGGGACACGGAGAUAAUGUCACGCAACUCAAACCAAAGUUGGUGAAAGCACUUGUUGGCCAUAGGGUAAUUCAAGUAGCCUGUGGCAGUCGAGAUGCGCAAACUUUAGCACUUUCAGAUGAAGGGUUAGUUUUUUCCUGGGGAGAUGGAGAUUUUGGAAAAUUGGGAAGGGGUGGAUCUGAAGGUUGUAAUGUUCCUCAUAACAUAGAGAGGCUCAAUUCACUUGGAGUUAUCCAAAUCGAGUGUGGUGCGCAGUUUUCAUUGGCGUUAACGAAGGCUGGAGAUAUUUGGACCUGGGGAAAAGGAGAUUAUUUCAGACUUGGUCAUGGUACCGAUCAGCAUGUCAGGAAACCAACAGUUAUUGAUACUUUGAGAGGUAAAAAAGUGAUUCACGUAGCUGUGGGUGCUUUACAUUGUUUGGCAGUAACUGACAAUGGACAGGUUUAUGCUUGGGGUGACAACGAUCAUGGUCAGCAAGGUAAUGGAACAACAAUUGUCAACCGAAAACCUGCUUUGGUACAUGGACUCGAAGAUGUGCAAAUAAAUCGUGUUGCCUGUGGUAGUUCACAUUCCAUAGCAUGGAUGUUGCAAGAUACACAAAUAGUAUCCAAAGUAGAACCAGUUAUAUUUCCAGUGGCUAAAGAUCCACUGGGAUCGUCAAUCCUAGGCUUGUAUGAUGGAGAAAAACCUCAGUUACAUGUGAACAAUAAAAAUGCUCCAACACUUAGUAGUAUAGUUAUGUCAUUGGAAAGUAAUACAGCAAAACAACAGGCAUUACAACAUAUACUCAAUGCCAUGCAUAUUCAGCAGUUGAGGCAAGCAGUUGUUAAGUCUUUAUGUAGUCAUACAAACAUUAAUAACAACACAAAGCCUGAUGGUUCUCCUGAUACUCCUUAUGAACGCCCUUUAAUAAAUGGAUUGUCUAAUAACAAGGACGGAGAGAUUGCGUUGGGAGGAGGUGAAGCACCUUAUGUCCGAUUAUUAACUUCUGUUUCUAUAUCAAGACACUCAAUAAGUUUCAUAUUUAGUCCCAAUCAGACAACUCCAGAAGUGGAAGAAAAUCCAAUUAUUUUAUUACAAUCAAUGACUGCAAGUAGUUGCUCUGCUAGUAUAUCCUCAAAACAUUCUCGUAUGUCUACUAGUGCCAUGUCAGUAAUUGCUGCCACAUUAACGUCCCACGCAGAGGUUAUUGGGGACGGUGGUUUAACUGGACUAGAUGAUUUCACCUCUCUCUUAAACGAAAAUGAUGCUAGAUUACUGGUGGAUCUUUUGAAACUGUCUGUUGCUGAUAGAAUUGAAGAUGUGCAAGCCAAAGAUAUUCUUUCUUCAGUUUUGAUAACUAUGGGCAGUACAAACUCUGAUAUUGGAGCCAUGCUUCUGGAGCUGUGUGUCACAGAAUUAGAAGAUACGACAAAUAGUACUCAAAACUUAUGCACUACUCCCCAUCCAGUUGUUCAAGAAUCAAGCCACCCAUAUGUUGAUGAUGUGACUUUACGAGGACAUGUGAGAUUACCAGGUGCAGAUGCUCUUCGAGUAGAAUUUGACAGAAGAUGUUCAACAGAACGGAGACAUGACCCCUUACAAAUUACUGAUGGUACUGGCAGAAUAAUUGCCACUAAUUCAGGUCGAGAAUGGAGUGACUGGUCUUCAGAAUUGCGUAUACCUGGAGACGAACUAAGAUGGACUUUCAGUAGUGACAGUUCUGUAAAUGGUUGGGGAUGGCGAUUUACCGUUUAUCCUGUUAUGUCAAAUCAUGGUUUAACUGAACUAGGAUCAGAUCGGGCCGUUCUUAGUCAACCAUCAAUGGAUAUGGUUAUGUGUUUACUGGAUCCUAGAUUGUAUCCUUCUGCUGAUUCAGCAUUAAUGUCUAGACUUGCUGCUGCUCUAGCGUCAUGUUCACAAUUAAGUUUUCUUUCUCCUGGCCAGCGAAUGUGGUCAUUACAAAGAUUACACAGACUCCUGGUAGGUGAACAUAAGAAGCCUGAAAUGGUAGCUAUCCACUUACAAGAGCUAAAAGCACCUGACAGUGCACUAGGUUCUCUUUUAGAGGAAUUGCCUCAAGCUCUACUGCGCCAGUAUGAAUAUGAAGAUGGUUCAGUGAGAGCAGGACUGCAUUUAAUGCAUUCAGAUUUUUUCAAAGUGUUGGUAGCACUGGCCUGUGAUUUAGAACUAGAUAAGAUGGCUGGCAUUGUUGAUAAUCAUAAGUGGUCUUGGUUCAGAAGAUACUGUCAUGCUGCAAGAGUUGCAAAAUCCUUGAUUCAUCGAAUUCCAUUGCCUUUAAAUUUUUGCCAAGAAGUAAGAAAAAAAUUAACAGACUCUAGUGGUGAUAUAUCGAAAGAUUAUUGGGAAUAUGAGAAGCAUGAUAUUUUCAAAAAAGAAAACGAUGAACAGCUUUUGAUUUGGCUAAACAGGCGUCCUGAAGAUUGGACUUUAUCAUGGGGUGGAUCUGGGACAAUUUAUGGUUGGGGUCACAAUCACAGAGGCCAGUUAGGAGGAGUAGAAGGGGCUAAAGUUAAAAUACCUACAGCUUGUGAAGCUUUAUCGACUCUCAGACCCAUACAACUUCUAGGAGGUGAACAAACUCUAUUUGCCAUUACAGCUGAUGGAAAGACCUAUGCCACUGGCUAUGGUGCUGGUGGAAGACUGGGUAUUGGUGGUACUGAUUCAGUUUUGGUGCCAACACUACUAGAGUCAAUUCAACAUGUUUACAUAAAAAAAAUUGCCGUGAAUUCCGGAGGUAAACAUUGUUUGGCAUUAUCAGCUGACAAUGAUGUUUACUCAUGGGGAGAAGGAGACGAUGGUAAACUUGGACAUGGGACUAGAACAUCAUGUGAAACGCCAAAACUAGUAGAGGCAAUUCAAGGAUAUGAAAUAGUGGAUAUAUCAUGUGGAGGAGCUCACUCAGCUGCUAUAACUUCUACAGGUCACUUAUAUACUUGGGGUAAAGGUCGAUAUGGAAGAUUGGGUCAUGGUGACAGUGAAGAUCAGCUCAAACCAAAAUUAGUUGAAGCUCUUCUUGGUUAUAAAGUAAUUGAUGUUGCUUGUGGCUCAGGAGAUGCACAGACCCUUUGUAUAACUGAUGAUGACAAUGUUUGGUCAUGGGGAGAUGGAGAUUACGGUAAACUGGGAAGAGGUGGAUCUGAUGGUUGCAAGAUACCAAUGAAAAUAGAAAGUUUAGCGGGUUUGGGUGUGAUCAAGGUCGAAUGUGGAUCACAAUUUUCAGUAGCUUUAACUCGAUCGGGUAGUGUUUAUACAUGGGGCAAAGGAGAUUAUCACAGGUUAGGUCAUGGAACCGGCGAUCAUGUAAGAAGACCUAAGAAAGUUGCUGCUUUACAAGGGAAAAAAAUAAUCAGUAUUGCAACAGGAUCCCUUCAUUGUGUAGCAUGUUCUGAUGAAGGGGAAGUAUUCACUUGGGGAGAUAACGAUGAAGGUCAAUUGGGUGAUGGUACUACCAAUGCUAUUCAGAGACCUAGACUUGUCUCUCAUCUUCAGGCAAAUGUUAAAAAAAUAACAAAUGUUGCAUGCGGCUCCGCACACACUCUAGCAUGGUCCACGAGCAAUGCCAGUUCAGCAUGUGCUCGAUUACCUUCGGUAGCUCCCUUGGAGUAUGAUUUACUACAAGAUAUUCCUCCACUGGUUCUACACUGUCGAUUGGUUCUUCUACAUCACUUUGCAGAAUUAAUAUGUCCUUGUAUAACAAUGUUCCCGAUAACAGGACCAGAUUCUUUGCAUGAAUUGCGCAGCAUAUUAAUUUAUUCCAUUAAAGAAGCUACGUUUAGGAAAGUUGUCCAAGCUACGAUGGUGAGAGAUAAGCAUCACGGACCUGUAAUAGAAUUGAACAGGAUACAG
This is a messenger RNA of Leptinotarsa decemlineata (Colorado potato beetle), 12896 nucleotides long. It is a transcript of the gene HERC2, whose product is annotated as E3 ubiquitin-protein ligase HERC2. Gene Ontology annotation, molecular function: ubiquitin-protein transferase activity; zinc ion binding. Gene Ontology annotation, biological process: protein ubiquitination. The record is from RefSeq and is a predicted model, not a curated record. Lineage: Eukaryota; Metazoa; Arthropoda; Insecta; Coleoptera; Chrysomelidae.